AUGGGUCACUACCAUAUCCUGACGAUACAAGAUAACUUCUCCAAGCACUGCACCGCUGUACCCCUUAAGGAUAUCAAGGCUCACACUAUCGCUCAUACACUAGCAACCAAGGCAGUUCUCCCCUCUCCCAACGUUACCGACGAAGAUGAGCCAAUACAUACCUACAACGAUUACAUGGUAGACCUAAUUAAUAAAUUGCAGAAAAUUUACCAACUCGCCUUCGACCACCUAGAAAAGGCCAAACUACAUUCCAAGGGCCUUUACAACCGAAACGCUAGACCAAUAGACCUCAAAAUAGGGCAAUUUGUCUACGUCGAGAAGGAGCCCAAGAUUGGAAAAUUGGAUCAGGCCUACACCGGACCCGACGAGAUUGUCGACAUAACCGAAAAAGGAAACGUGGACAUGAGUACAGACGGGUCAGGACGCACACUAGUUUACGUCGAUGGCUCCUGCUCCUUUAACGGCUCAACCGAUGCCAAAGCAGGAAUCGGAGUCUGGUUCGCGGACGUUCACCCCCUCAACACCUACAAAACUCUCCAAGGUACACGGGCCACCAACAUCACCGCCGAAACAGCGGCCGCCAUCGAAGCAUGCCAAAUAUGUAUUCGCCAUGACAUUUCGAGAAUAGGAAUAAUCACCGAUUCCAAAUACCUCAUCAGCUGCAUGACUGAACACAUAAAGAAAUGGAAAACAAAUGGCUGGCUAAAUGCUAAGUCCAAGCCCGUUGUCAAUCAAACACUCCUGAAACAGCUCGCCGAACUCACCCGGAAAAUCGACGUCCAAUUCGAAUAUACCCCUGUCCAGGGAAUAUACGGGAACGAAAAAGCGGAUGAACUAGCAAAAAUAGGAUCAGAAAUAAUACCCACCGAACCUAACUAG
Molecule: messenger RNA, 879 nt
Organism: Diachasma alloeum
Lineage: Eukaryota; Metazoa; Arthropoda; Insecta; Hymenoptera; Braconidae
Product: ribonuclease H-like
Exons: 3
Coding region: 1-879 (292 amino acids)
Biological process (GO): DNA replication, removal of RNA primer
Molecular function (GO): RNA-DNA hybrid ribonuclease activity; nucleic acid binding
Source: RefSeq, a predicted model, not a curated record